CAGAGCCCGGGCCAGAACGCCGCGCUGAGCGGAGAGCGGGUGUCUGCGACGGCAGGCGGCGCUGGUGCUGCCGUUUCCGUGCUGCACGCGGUCCCUUCGAGCGCCGCGCUCCGACAGACGUAGCCGGCCGCGAAAGCGCCCAGACGGCAAGCCUGCGACCCAUGCAGAAGUGAGCGCACGGGUCAGCGAGAUGCUGGCGCUGCUGACCGCCGGCGUGGCGCUCGCCGUGGCCGCCGGACGAGCCCAGGACAGCCCGAUACCUGGCAGUCGCUUCGUGUGCACCGCGUUGCCCCCCGAAGCGGCGCGCGCCGGCUGCCCGCUGCCCGCGAUGCCCAUGCAGGGAGGCGCGCUGAGCCCCGAGGAGGAGCUGCGAGCCGCUGUGCUGCAGCUGCGCGAGACCGUCGUGCAGCAGAAGGAGACGCUGGGCGCCCAGCGAGAAGCCAUCCGAGAGCUCACCGGCAAGCUGGCCCGCUGUGAGGGGCUGGCGGGCGGCAAGGCGCGCGGCACGGGCAAGGACACCAUGGGCGACCUGCCACGGGACCCGGGCCACGUCGUGGAGCAGCUUAGCCGCUCGCUGCAGACCCUCAAGGACCGCUUGGAGAGCCUCGAGCUCCAGCUCCGCACAAAUGUGUCUAACGCCGGGCUGCCCAGCGACUUUCGAGAGGUGCUCCAGCGGAGGCUUGGGGAACUGGAGAGGCAGCUGCUACGAAAGGUGGCUGAGCUGGAAGAUGAGAAGUCUCUGCUCCACAACGAGACUUCAGCUCACCGGCAGAAGACAGAGAGCACACUAAACGCUCUGCUGCAGAGGGUGACUGAGCUGGAGCGAGGCAACAGUGCAUUCAAGUCACCAGAUGCAUUCAAAGUGUCCCUUCCUCUCCGCACAAACUACCUGUAUGGCAAGAUCAAGAAGACGUUGCCCGAGCUGUACGCCUUUACCAUCUGCCUGUGGCUUCGGUCCAGCGCCUCGCCAGGCAUCGGCACGCCAUUCUCCUACGCAGUGCCUGGGCAAGCCAAUGAGAUUGUGCUUAUAGAGUGGGGUAAUAAUCCCAUAGAGCUGCUCAUCAAUGACAAGGUCGCACAGCUGCCCCUGUUUGUUAGUGACGGCAAGUGGCACCACAUCUGUAUCACCUGGACCACUCGAGAUGGCAUGUGGGAAGCAUUCCAGGAUGGGGAGAAGCUGGGCACUGGGGAAAACCUGGCACCCUGGCAUCCCAUCAAGCCAGGGGGUGUCAUCAUCCUGGGGCAAGAGCAGGACACUGUGGGAGGCAGAUUUGAUGCCACACAGGCCUUUGUUGGAGAGCUUAGCCAGUUCAACAUAUGGGACCGUGUCCUCCGGGCGCAAGAAAUCAUCAACAUCGCCAACUGCUCCACGAACAUGCCUGGAAACAUCAUCCCAUGGGUGGACAACAAUGUCGAUGUGUUUGGAGGGGCUUCCAAGUGGCCUGUGGAGACGUGUGAAGAGCGUCUCCUGGAUUUGUAGCUACCUUCUCCCUGUCCCAGAGGCCAGGAUCGGGCUGUUCUAGGGAGUUCAAGGCAUCUAUUCCCCAGUUCAACUAAAAUCCCUGGCCUCAACAGAAAAGAGCCGGAGCCUCUGGCAGGUUGUGUGGCUGCCCUUGUCUUAGGCUCAUUUGUUCCUUACCAUUUUGUCGUUUUUUUGGGGGGUUAGGUCCAGAAUCCCUGGAAAAGUCCUGAGUCACUUCCUGCUGGGCUUUCUGGUAAAGUCUGUGAGCCUCUCCACCAGUCCCUGUAAAUGCUAAUGCCGCCCAGCCCUGCCUGUCAUUUUGGAUCCUUGGUGUCUCAUGUGUGCUUCCUGUCUGUCCCCUUUGAUGGCUGUGCGGUCAUCCUACCUGGGUGGCCUAGGUCCCUUGUGUGUGUAGCACAUCCCUGCUUUUGACUGAACACAGUGCACAGAAGCUACCCGCCCCUGAAACAGGGCCUCUCCCUCAUGUCAUGUGUACUCUGGUCUUUCCCUCUGAGGGAACUGCAGCUGGUGGAGGGCCAGCUGCCCAGACAAUCCCCAGCAUCCCCAAAGCAGCUCUCCCCACCCCCUGUGGAGAAGGUCCCUCACAGCCUCCCCACCCCAUCCAUCUCUCAGACCCAUGCUCCAAAGGAUCAUUGCUGGGUUGGCUUUGAAAAGCUGCUCUUCUCAUCUGGUGCCAAAAGUUCAUUUGCAGCUUCUACAACAUUCCGUGUGGUUUGGGGAUUUACUUUAUUCCCCACAAAAGAUGAACAGCCACUAGAAGCCUCCCCUCCUUUUGAUGCUCAGCCCACUGUGAAGAGUGAGCUUGUUUUGUAAGCCACAUUGGUUCCUGUGAGCAUCUGACCAUCCCCCAUCGAGUAUUUCCCCCGGAACUGGAGAUUCGGGUGUCAUUUGGCUGCUACUUGCUUAGUGACUCCAGACUGCAUCAUAUAUCAUAAUUUAUUUUAAAGAGAAAGUGAUUCGGUGGGGAAAUUUAUAAAGCUAUAAAUAUUAUAUAUUUUAUUUUUCAUACAUGUUUGAAGUGCGGAUCCAUAGAUGUUCCAUUUGUAGGACCAGCUUGACGUGCCCAUCCUGACAUUGUAUGCCACAAGAGCUCUUGUGAUGAUGGAAUUUUGAUUAAAGUACACCAGAAGAUGC
Molecule: messenger RNA, 2617 nt
Organism: Mastomys coucha (southern multimammate mouse)
Lineage: Eukaryota; Metazoa; Chordata; Mammalia; Rodentia; Muridae
Gene: Nptx2
Product: neuronal pentraxin 2
Exons: 5
Coding region: 191-1480 (429 amino acids)
Source: RefSeq, a predicted model, not a curated record